Leptomonas pyrrhocoris is the source of this 1239-nucleotide messenger RNA. RefSeq lists its product as hypothetical. The coding region runs from base 295 to 1239 and encodes 314 amino acids. Gene Ontology annotation, biological process: lipid storage. The transcript has a single exon. Gene Ontology annotation, molecular function: lipase activity. Gene Ontology annotation, cellular component: lipid droplet. Lineage: Eukaryota; Euglenozoa; Kinetoplastea; Trypanosomatida; Trypanosomatidae. The record is from RefSeq and is a predicted model, not a curated record.
GUAAAUCAUUUGUUCCAGGCGCAGAGGAGGAAGGAGGCCGUGUUUUUAUUUUUUGUUUUUUGAGAAAACGGCUCUUCUGCUGCCAACUUAUUACCCUUAAGUGUUUCUUUUUUUUGGCGUGGAUCUCUCGUGUGUGUGUGUGGCGAAAGACACGGGGCACUUUCACCCAGGAAAGUCUUUGUGUGUACGUGUGUUUCCCCGUUCGUUCCUUGUGGGAGACUCAAGAGGGUGGAGAGGGACUCGCAAAAAACGUUUUUGCGGUCUCUUCUGAUAUAUAUAUAUGUAUAUAAUCCGAUGUCGUUUCCCAACUCGAUUGUUGCAUGGCGGUCCCCCGCGGCUGGCGGGGCUGUGGUGGACGUUCUUCAGAGCUCGCCGACUCUCCUACAGUACCUUACCAACGAUGCAAGCGCCAACGAUGGCCGCCGUCCGCCUAGCUCGCACCGCAGGCUCUUCAUUAUGUUUCCUGGCAAUCCGGGCAUCGUGCAGAUCUAUCAGGACUUCUGCAAUUCGCUGGAAACGCAUAGAUUCGACGUCCUGGUGAUGGGCUUUGCGGGCCACAGCCUGACGGACCUGAACGCCGGCCGCGUCUUUGGUUUGUCAGACCAGGUGGACGUCGCGGACAGCUUCGUCGCCGCGCUGCUGAACCGCAACUCGCAGCAGAAGUAUAAUGGCAACGUUUUCGUCGGUGGACACAGCAUUGGCGCGUUCGUCGCCCUCCAGAUGGUGGCGCGCUAUCCGAGCGUGAAGAAAUACUUCGGCCUGUGCCCCGUCAUUUCUCGCAUCAAGGACUCCCCGAACGGGCUGAAGAUGCCUUUCGUAGUCAGCCGUAUGGCCCAGCUGUGUCUCGCGGUGGUGGCCGCGCUGCUAGCGCUUCUUCCGUACCGAUUGCGGUUUCUGCUCAUCACGCGGCACGAGCCGAAUCUGACCACCUCCUUCAGCGACUCCCUCGCUCGUCACUUCCACCGGAAGUGUUUGGUAAACAUGUUUUACAUGUCAAUGACAGAGUUCUGCAUGCUGCUGCAGCCCGAUGCGCCGCUGCUGAAGUUUGUGCAGGAGCGACUGGUGAUGUACUACGUAAAGAAGGAUGACUGGGCACCGCCCGCGUACGCGGAAGAAAUCAAUGCUCUCUGUCCUCGUCUUAGUGCCUUCGUCAUGGAGGAAGACGACGCGGUGCCGCACGCGUGGUGCCUGCGCAACAGCGAGACGGUGAUUAAGAAUGCCAUUCUCCGGUUCUGUUGA